Danaus plexippus (monarch butterfly) is the source of this 698-nucleotide messenger RNA. RefSeq lists its product as uncharacterized. The transcript is spliced from 3 exons. NCBI's taxonomy places the organism in Eukaryota, Metazoa, Arthropoda, Insecta, Lepidoptera, Nymphalidae. Gene Ontology annotation, molecular function: odorant binding. Bases 69 to 680 code for a protein of 203 amino acids. The record is from RefSeq and is a predicted model, not a curated record.
CAUAAAAUCACUCGAUUUGCAAUCGAGACUUCGGCUGGUAUUGUAACUGAAAUAGGAUUUAAAAAAAAAUGUUUCUUCGCUUCCUGUUUCCGCUCAUGUUUUUCGUCUAUGUUGAAACUGAUCAGGCCGUUGAAAAUAACCGCAUGGUGGGAGUUGAUACCGUUCACGAUAUUAAAAUCGAUAAAGAUACAAUUAUAACCAGAAACAUGAAUUUGAAGAAGAAAAAUGAAAAAUCUUCAGAAGCACAAAUCGAGCAAAAAAAUGUCAGUCCCGACUGGUCGUACAGCUCUUUCCCGGAAGAUGUUAAAAAACAUGUAGAUCAAUUCAAACGUAACAUGUCAGAAUGUCUGAAAGAAGUUCAUGCUAGUGAUAAGAGACCCGUAAAAAGACUUUCUCCCAAGAAGGAGUCACCUGUUCAUGGAGAUUGCUUGAUCGCCUGCGUUCUUAAACGCAACAGCGUCAUAGAAAACGGAAAGAUUCACAAAGAAAACCUUAUAGCACUGGUGAAGAAAUUUUAUGAAAAAGAUGAAAAGUUGAUGAAGAAACUGGAAAGAAAUCUUGACCGAUGUAUUGAGACGAGUGCUCGCGACAAAGACGACUGCGCCAUAGCAGCGCGUCUGAACGAGUGUACUAAUGAUAUAAUGACAAGUAAUAAACACAAAAUUGUUGUUAAUUAUUAAAUAAAAAUUUCGUCCUAA